Chinchilla lanigera (long-tailed chinchilla) is the source of this 4071-nucleotide messenger RNA. It is a transcript of the gene Kdelr3, whose product is annotated as KDEL (Lys-Asp-Glu-Leu) endoplasmic reticulum protein retention receptor 3. The record is from RefSeq and is a predicted model, not a curated record. Gene Ontology annotation, biological process: endoplasmic reticulum to Golgi vesicle-mediated transport; protein retention in ER lumen. The coding region runs from base 194 to 838 and encodes 214 amino acids. The transcript is spliced from 5 exons. Gene Ontology annotation, molecular function: ER lumen protein retrieval receptor activity. Lineage: Eukaryota; Metazoa; Chordata; Mammalia; Rodentia; Chinchillidae. Gene Ontology annotation, cellular component: endoplasmic reticulum; cis-Golgi network; membrane.
CUUCCUGGCUCCCCACCCUGUGCCCGGCCUGGCCACGUCACCGCCCGGCGGCCGGGAUCUCGAGGAACCGGUCGGCUCGGGCCUGGCCUGGGGCGCUGCGAGGCCGUGGCCGGGGACGUGGCAGCCGCCCCGCGCGCCGGAAAGUUUGCUGGAAGUUCGCUGCUGGGCGCACGCCGGACCGGCGGGCUGGACCAUGAACGUGUUCCGAAUCCUCGGUGACCUGAGCCACCUCCUGGCCAUGAUCUUGCUCCUGGGGAAGAUCUGGAGGUCCAAGAGCUGCAAGGGCAUCUCUGGGAAGAGCCAGAUCCUUUUCGCCCUUGUCUUCACCACGAGGUACCUGGACCUCUUCACCAACUUCAUUUCCGUCUACAACACAGUCAUGAAGGUGGUUUUUCUCCUCUGUGCGUAUGUCACAGUGUAUAUGAUCUAUGGGAAAUUUCGUAAAACAUUUGACAUCGAGAACGACACGUUCCGCCUGGAGUUUCUUCUGGUCCCAGUCAUCGGCCUUUCCUUCCUGGAGAAUUACAGUUUCACGCCGCUGGAGAUCCUCUGGACCUUCUCCAUCUACCUGGAAUCAGUGGCCAUCCUGCCCCAGCUCUUCAUGAUCAGUAAGACUGGAGAGGCCGAGACCAUCACUACACACUACCUGUUCUUCCUGGGGCUCUACCGGGUGCUGUACCUGGCCAACUGGAUCAGGCGCUACCAGACCGAGAACUUCUACGACCAGAUCGCGGUGGUGUCUGGGGUAGUGCAAACCAUCUUCUACUGUGACUUCUUCUACUUGUAUGUGACCAAAGUUCUUAAAGGAAAGAAGUUAAGUCUUCCAAUGCCAGUUUGAAGGCCUUCAAAGAUGGUCUAUACCUUAAAAAGGACACUGAGGGAACCAUGGGUGAACUUACCCAUGACUUACGAUCAUGGAUAAAGCCAGAAAGAUGCCUGGUAUGGGUUUCAGCAAAGAACUGGUCAUUCCACCUAGACCUCGUGAGUACAAACUUAAAUCCUCAACAGAGUUGGUGAAAAGUGGAGGCCAAGUGCACAAGUCUGGGGCUUUAAUAUCAACUGGAAAGAAAAACCUUAAAGGUGCCUCAGCCAUGAAUGGAUAAACCAUUGAUCCUUUAAAGCCCUGGUACAAGACAUGCCAAGCAACAGGAACAAUCUGGAAAGACAUCCCUGUGCGUAAGAAUGCCCCAACUGAAGAUCAACUGGAACAUUAGGGGUGUUUUUAUGCUAAUUUUCACUCCCAGGUAAACCAAACUGAGGUAGCCAGGAUAUAACAGUAUUAGCUUGUAAGAAUGAAACGUUAUUUUACUUCACACUGCUUUCAAGCCACAGCAAAACAAAUGUACUAGCUUUGGCAGAAAGUGACAUCAUUUGUGCCUCACCUUUCAAACUGGCUUGGGUCUUUACUAUGGUUCAAGUGAGACUUGUACUCUACCUUUAUCCCAGAUGCCAGCUUAGGCAGCAGCACUGCCAUUAUCACCGUUUUACUGAUGCGCUGAAAAUACCAAACAUUUACCUACCGAGUAUCCUGCCCUGUUAAAUGCUUGCACUAAAACCAACCAUCCCACUUCCUUUCAGUUUUAGGUGCUAAUAAGGUUAUUAGUCCAUCUAAUACCCAACUUUUGUCUUGAAACAAAAGUUUUGAGCAAUAAAAAAUUCACACCUUAUUGUCAACAGUAUUUUUAUUUAUACCUACAAAAGAAAACAAGAUGGUAUCAAAAGGACAAUUUACAAACUAAGAAUAGUAACAUAGCUCUUAGCAUCCUGUGCCUGAACAUCACACAUCUACAAAUCUUUCAAGUCUUAAUGCAACAGGAAUGUGUUUAGAGACCAGCAAGGAUAUGAGUAGAGAGCACUGAUCCCAAGCAAAAGCCACCAACCUUUUAGACGAAAGAAGUCCGCACAAUGAAUUGCAAGGGAGGGACUGGGGAGAAGCAGCCCAUAGCUUAAUACUGAAACCCUCUGCCCAAGUAAGUUUCAACCACGAAUGGCAUCAAGACUUGUCUGCUCAUGUUCUGAAGAGCAGAACCUGAAUUACGACAUGGACGUGGAAGUUACCUUAGAGUGAACAGGAAAAACUGCUAGAUUUUCAGCUGUGCUCAGACCACAGAAGCCCUGGAAAUUUGGAAUUUGCUGUUAUUUUGUUAAUUACAAUGUCCCUGAAGGAAAGGGGAAGCAAGCACUCCAGAUGCUGCUUGCACACCGAGACCUUGCCCUGAAAUAUUUGUAGGAGCUGCAUUGAGGAGGACAUCUCCUGUAGUAGAAUCUCUAGGUUUAAAGAAAAAUAUAUCAGAAAUUGGUUGUAGAAAGAAAUGUCCACAACAGACUUGUCAGUACCUAAGAGACACUUUUUUUGGAGGCGGUGGGGUGGGUAGUGGUGGCAGCUAUAGUACUUUGGUUUAAAAUUUGAAAGCAGAGAGCAGUUUUGCCACAUUUCUUCUAUUCCUACCAUCCUCCCUUGGCCUCCACCUCUUUAAGAUGGGGGAACAAAAGGAAAGGAAAAAGGAGGUGAAAAACAAGAAAGGAUGUCAAAGGCUUUAACAUGCAUACAUUUCAGCUUAUGCUGAUAACCUACCUGUAUGUUGCACACUGAAUCAUACUGUCAGAACCCCUCAGAAACCAUCCCUUCUCUCUCCCUGAAGGAUUUUAAAGGGAAAACAAAAACAAAAGCAAAAAAUCUGAAGUAUUUCAAUACUUAGACCUUAUAAACUAGCAAGCACUCUCAGGCCACGAAGAACACAGUAGAGCAUCCUCCCUUAAUUCCACUGUGUGCAAACAAUACCAGUACCAGAAUAAAAACAAUCCCAUCACACUGGAUCUCCAAAAGGGUUCUGGGACUGUCUGAUUGCCCUUCCUGUUUACAGUGAACCAAGAGCAGAAAAUCUUUUCUAGGUUCACCUGCUAUUAAGUCUCAGCAAAGCAGUACUACUAAGGGGAUGAAUUCACCUACCUUCAUUCAGAGGAAAUUCAAAAAACAAAACCAAAAACAAACGAAACAAACUUAAGACUCUCAUCCUCCAGACAUUUCCUAAGCACUACCUACCUGUGAAGAGCUAAGUGCAGAAGGAUGCAGGGGACAUUAUGCACCCAGAGGGCUGUUACACAGCACUGCAGAGGAUAAAAGGAAGAGACUGGAGGGGUUUAGUUUUUGCUCAAGAAAACUUGGCCACAGGGGUAGAGAGGCUGGCAAAGAGCUGCUUACUCUACCACUAUAAAUACUGAGCUUCAAAAUCUGGCCAUUUUGAGUAUACUAUAAAUAAAGAAGCUUCUUACACUGCUGGCGAAUGCAGACUCAACUGUUUAAUAAAGUAAAUUUCCAGUGAGCAUUUAUGUUCAUUUGCUCACAGCAGCUGUCUGGCUAGAUAAUCAAUUUCACAGAUGGUCCCUGGUUAUAUGGGCAAGAAACACAGGUAGCUUUUACCCAGAUGCUGAGAUGCUACAGUUUAGCCAGCGUGAGAAAUGCUUGCAGUUAACUUAAAAGAUAUAGGUAGACUCAGCAAUUCAAUUUCUAAACUGACACUAAACUGGCUAUUUUUCCAGUAACUGGGAUAGGAGCAAGGGGAGGCAGAGUGUAAGGGACACAAAACCAACUAGGAAAUUUUAACUUCAAAUGCACUUCAGCCAUCAUGAGCCAAAAUGACAAGAGCAAAGCACUGUCUUAAAAACUGAGGAGCCGGGCCCCACUGGAGAAAUGUUAAAAACCACCACAGAAAAUGUGCAAGGAAACCCCUCUUGGUUUUCUAACCCAGGGAUGAGAGCAUUUACAGCAGAUGCCAUUUUCUUCUGCAGAACAAUUCAGACCCCCCUUCCCUCCCCACCAACUCGGGACAAGGAAAAACUGGCUCCCACAAAAGGAAAAACUGGCUCCUAAUACCUUUUUCUUUUAAAAUGAAAAAUAGCUCAAAUAUCCUCAACAUGCAAAGUUGGGGGAAGAAAUUAAUCUCUUCCAGUCGGUUAUAUACUUUUUACAAAAUCUGUUAUUACAGACUGGACCAUUUUGGCAGGCAGAAGAAACCUGACAGUGAAUUCUAACUAAUCUGCAUGAAAGGGCAAAUCACAAUGGUUGGGAGA